CGCCGGGAACCUUAACGGUGGCGUUGAUGAUUUUGAUUGGCGAGACGGAGGAGAAAGCGUCACCCACCUCCCAUAUCUCUACAACAAAACAAACACAAACAAUCUCAAAUCAACAAUCUUCAACCACAAGCCAAUUCCAAUCAACCCUUUAUAUAUUACCCUUUUGUCUCUUUUGAUUCUGAAUUCGUUUUUGGGUUGUUGCGAUUCGGAAUGAGUUUCUCACCCAACCCACUCUCCCUCAGCGUUCCAGACGCCGCCUUCGAUUCAUGGCUUCGCGAUUCCGGUUACCUUGAAAUUCUCGAUCAGCGGACCUCUGACCUCCACCGCCAUUCUUCUGCCCCCGCAGCCGCUGCCCCCACCAGACCCACCCCUGCCGCUGCAGCUCCUUUAGCCACAGGUUUCUUCAUCUCCCUCUUCUCUCGCAUGGGGACCCUUCUCUCCAUUUUUACCCUAAACCCCUUUGCCAAGCUCUCUGCUGCUGAUUUUUCUGGGCCGACCCCUUCCUGGACUUCUGGGUUUGUUGGGUUUUUUGAGUCCUACUCGUUUCCUUCGUCGCCGGCUCAAGCUCGUCUUAGAGUCCACGAGAACGCCAAACGAUAUGCUCGCAAUUACGCCUCCCUAUUUGUUCUCUUCUUUGUCUGCACGCUGUACCAGAUGCCUCUUGCCCUCCUUGGAUUGAUAUCUUGUUUAGCACUUUGGGACGUUGUUAAAUUUUGUGGUGAUAGGUGGGGAUUAGAUAAAUAUCCAGUUCUUUGGCAGUGUUUGGUUCGCAUUGCUCAAUGUGUGACUGUCAUCAUCCUUUUAUUUUGCAACUUUCAAAUGGCAAUCUUCUGUGCCCUUGGCAUUGGAUAUACAGGCAUGAUUUUGCAUGCGGCAUUUCGGAAGCUGACUCUCACCAAGCCCCCAGCUGCAGUAAGUCGGAAAUAGCCAGUUACAGGCAACGAUAUUCGUCCUCCUAUAUUGCAAGUUAUGUUCGACCAAGCUUACCGCAAAAGGUACCGAAAUCUGAUUCUGUGAUGAGACGAAAAGUGUUGGUAAUGCUGAUUGCUAUACCUUUGCAUACCUCUUGCUUGAAACUUGAAAGCAUGACUGAUGUCCCUCAGAGGCCACUGUGCCUUGCUUGAAAAAUCAUAUAAUGGCAUGGGGCUCUCUGACCGUCGGAUUACCCGUUUCAUGGUUUCAUCUUCCUUUGUUAGAGGCUAGAACCAAGUAACAAGUCAAGCUCAAAUCAUGUGUAAUUUGUUUGUUUUGUUGGUUAUUGCAUCAAGUAUGGUUAGUUUGUAGGUUAUACUAUUAUUACAUGAUAUUUAGUUCCAGCUUAUGACUUGUACCACAAAUAUAGCAUUUUGUACUCGCAUUUUCUAUUAAUGAGAGUUCAUCAGAUUUCAGAUGAA
Molecule: messenger RNA, 1394 nt
Organism: Benincasa hispida (wax gourd)
Lineage: Eukaryota; Viridiplantae; Streptophyta; Magnoliopsida; Cucurbitales; Cucurbitaceae
Product: PRA1 family protein H
Biological process (GO): vesicle-mediated transport
Cellular component (GO): endoplasmic reticulum; Golgi apparatus
Source: RefSeq, a predicted model, not a curated record